Molecule: messenger RNA, 288 nt
Organism: Eremothecium cymbalariae DBVPG#7215
Lineage: Eukaryota; Fungi; Ascomycota; Saccharomycetes; Saccharomycetales; Saccharomycetaceae
Gene: TIM11
Product: F1F0 ATP synthase subunit e
Exons: 1
Coding region: 1-288 (95 amino acids)
Biological process (GO): proton motive force-driven ATP synthesis
Molecular function (GO): proton transmembrane transporter activity
Source: RefSeq, a predicted model, not a curated record
AUGUCUACUUUGAAUGUUUUGAGAUAUACUGCUUUAGGUUUGGGUAUUGUGUUUGGUUUAAAGAAUGACUGGGCGUUGCAGGGAGCAGCUAAGGAAAAUGCUGAGAGUAAGAAAUUGGCAAGGCAAUUGGCCCUUGUUAACGAGGCCAAGAAGGAAUAUGCUAGGCUAAGUUCUUCCAAGGAUGUUGAACAGAAGACGUCGAGCAGCAGUGUCAAGGUUGAUUUUGAAGAUCCGAAUUUGGACUUUGGAGCAGCUAUUUUAAGUGCUGUGGAUUCUUUGAAGCAUUGA